Molecule: messenger RNA, 315 nt
Organism: Postia placenta MAD-698-R-SB12
Lineage: Eukaryota; Fungi; Basidiomycota; Agaricomycetes; Polyporales; Adustoporiaceae
Exons: 2
Coding region: 1-315 (104 amino acids)
Source: RefSeq, a predicted model, not a curated record
AUGGCCCGACUUGAAGAAAUGUGGUUAGACGACAAACAUCAGGACACCAGCGUUGACCUCACUGCUAUCUACGCGGCAAAGGGCGUCCCGCCGCACCAGUGCCGGCUGGAGCUGCUAGACUGCGGCAGCAACCCUUCGCGCGCGAACACACCGGAGGACGACCCUGCACACGCGAACACACUGGAGGAUGUUCGCUUCGAGGACCUCGUCGACUUCCUCGCGCACGACUCCCGGGCGAUCCAUGCAAUGGUAGCUUUCCAGGAGGCGUGCGAGCAGCAGGAGGCGCAGUUGCGUGCGAAAACGCUCCCGAAUUGA